GGAUCACACACAACGCACACCGUCACUCUAUCGAAAGGGGCACUAUAUGAAGCACAUCGAACAUUCACCCCGCAAUCAUCGAUCGCUACGAAAUGCCCACCAAGCCAGCGUGCGACUUGACGUUUGAGGCGACGGACGACAUCGCCUCCUUGACCGAGAAGGCGAAGGACGUCUUCAUCGAUGACAUCUUUCGGCAGCAGCUGCCUGUUCCCCCGUAUGCGCCUGUGAUGUUUGCGAAAGUGGCGAAGGCGAAGGACGGCCGUGUAGUUGGUGGCGUUGCCGGUACUUCUCUGUGGAACUGUGUGGAAAUCUCUCACGUCGCCGUCCAUCCGGACUUCCGUCAGCGUGGCGUUGGUACCGCCCUCAUGAAGUGCAUCGAGGAAGCGGCUCGAGGGGAGCUGGCGUGCAAUCAAAUGCGCGUGCAAGUGCUCAGUUGGCAGCCGCGGCACUUCUUCGAGAAGUUGGGCUACAAGGUGCAGUGGAAACAGGAGAAUCUCCCGCGUGGCCACGCAACGUACUACCUGGCGAAGGAGUGGCCCAUGGGCUUUCGAGAUGAGCCGCCACAGGGCUACGACGCCGCGGCAACGAAUCUGGUGGUGGCGGAGUGGGACACGAAGGAGGCCACGGUGCAGUUGGACGAGUGGAUUCGCGCGGACGCGGAGCGACACAACCUGCCGGACGUUUAUCCCCGUAAAGAAGUCACGUACGGCUUGAAGGCCCUGCAGUCUGAUGGCUCACUGGCCGCGCUGUGCAUGUACAAGAUCUAUUGGAACAUGCUCUACGUGCACAUAUUGACCGUGAUGAAGGGCAGAAAGAGGCGCGGCGUAGGCUCCGCGGUGCUGAGGAAGAUUGAUGAGAUCGCGCGUGAGCACGCUUGCGAUGACGUAACGCUGCAUACGAUGAGCUGGCAGGCUCGCCCUUUCUACGAAAAAAAAAAUGGCUUCGUUUGCGCUGCAACGGAGAAUGAUUUGCCUUUUACGUUCUGUCGGUAUGACAUGUAUCAUCCGGUUCCACGCGUUGUGCGAAGCAAUCUUUAG
Molecule: messenger RNA, 1037 nt
Organism: Leptomonas pyrrhocoris
Lineage: Eukaryota; Euglenozoa; Kinetoplastea; Trypanosomatida; Trypanosomatidae
Product: acetyltransferase
Exons: 1
Coding region: 93-1037 (314 amino acids)
Molecular function (GO): acyltransferase activity, transferring groups other than amino-acyl groups
Source: RefSeq, a predicted model, not a curated record